This is a messenger RNA of Cladocopium goreaui, 618 nucleotides long. Lineage: Eukaryota; Dinophyceae; Suessiales; Symbiodiniaceae. The record is from the annotation of a GenBank genome assembly.
AUGGAUGCUACGACUCUUUUGGAGGAGCUUCGCAGGAGCCAAGAUCGGUUGAGGAAGGAGGUGCUGAGCGGGCAGGCGAUGAUUCUCACAGAGAUCAGGAGCCUGCACCAAUUCUGGAAAGAUCAGUUGGGCGCUGGACAAAGCUCUCCAGCUGAAGCAGCUGAUGGCAUUUCGACGGCCCGCAGCAGUGAGAAAUUCAACAGUGUGAACGAGGGUUUGUCCAAGGGACUUGAAGACUUCACCAGCACCAUGGUCAAAAAUAUUGAGGAUUUGACAUCAGUUUUUGCCGCCGAUAUUGAACGGCGUGCGCUUGCAGCCAGGCCGAAACGGGAAGGGCAGCAGGUCCGCUUUGACGACACUCCUGCUCUUCCGAGCUACUCCAGUGCAGCUGGUGGGGCCGCGAUGGAAGAAUCUCCGAUACCAUCAGACACCACGCAUCGAACAUUGGCAUCGCAUCCACGGGCUCCAGAUCCAGCAAGGCCACUGACGCAAGCGACGCAAGCGACGCAAGCGACGCAAGCGACACUGCAGGCUGAUGGCGAACCAAGGCGCGAGACCUCAGGGCCUCAGGGGCGGUUCGCUUGGCGUGCCGCUUUCACACCUAAUCACGAAAGCUAG